Schizosaccharomyces octosporus yFS286 is the source of this 2544-nucleotide messenger RNA. RefSeq names its product fusion GTPase. The coding region runs from base 91 to 2382 and encodes 763 amino acids. The record is from RefSeq and is a predicted model, not a curated record. The transcript has a single exon. Gene Ontology annotation, molecular function: GTP binding; GTPase activity. Gene Ontology annotation, cellular component: mitochondrial outer membrane. Gene Ontology annotation, biological process: mitochondrial fusion. Lineage: Eukaryota; Fungi; Ascomycota; Schizosaccharomycetes; Schizosaccharomycetales; Schizosaccharomycetaceae.
UAGUAAACAAGUCACGAGUGCCUUUCAUUGUAGGAGUUUUGUUAGUUCCAUAAAGAAGACUGAAUAUUUGAUAGAUAAUAACCUAAUUUAAUGCCAGAAAAGACUUCUCAGAGCUUAAGGAAGCAAGACAGUUCUUCGGUGCGCGAAGAUGACAAGUUGAAAGAUCAGGAAGAUGUGAACAAUUUGAGUAUCCAAAAUUACAAAGAUGAAACGAAUCGCCAGCAGUUUGAGUAUAACCAAAACAAGAAUGUUCUUUUGCGUUCAAUUCACGUGUUACAGGAUCUCUUAGGCGAGUUGAAUGAGUAUGUGAGCAAGCAAGGAUGCAUUUUUCAUAGCGUCUGGGGCUCUGAACGAACAAAAUCAGCUUUCUCUAAUCAGUUAUUUGAAUUUGAUAUUCCAAAAAUGAAUAUCUUGACUCCUGACUUGGCAUUGCAUGCUAAAUCUGAAGCCGAUGAAUUAAUUAUCGGUAAACUCGGUUCAGAGGCUCAUGAGUCGUUACUAAAAGUAUACUUUGAGAGAGUAAAUAAGCAUCUUUUCUCUCUUUAUUCGAGAGUGGAAGAUACAUCAUCGAAAGUUUUAAUAACUGGUGAUUUAAAUGCGGGCAAAUCUACUCUCUGCAAUGCACUUGUUCAUCGUGAUAUCCUCCCAGAAGAUCAGCAACCGUGUACCGAAGUAUUCUGUGAAGUUUUAGAUGCGGAAUUCAACGAUAAAAAGGACUGUGUCCAUGCUGUACCACAUGGUAAAAUGUAUUCUUUUACGGACUCUUCUACCUAUGUAAUUUUUCCUAUUGAGGAUCUGAAGCGACUUGUAUAUGAGACAGAAAAUUGGUCAAUGCUGAAGGUGUACAUAGAUGAUGGUCGGCCAGCCUAUGAAAGUUUGCUCCAUAAUGGCAUUACGGACAUUGCCCUUAUUGAUGCACCAGGUCUAAAUACCGAUUCUAUGAAGACUACCUCCGUCUUUGCUUGUCAAGAAGAAAUUGACGUUGUCGUUUUUGUCGUAAAUGCAGAGAAUCAUUUUACUCUUUCAGCAACGGAGUUUUUGAAGAAUGCUUCUACGGAGAAGUCACAUAUUUUCAUUAUAAUAAACAAGUUCGACAAUAUCAGAGAUAAAGAGAGAUGUAAACGUCUUAUUUUGGAUCAAAUUCAAAAUCUCUCUCCUGAAACAUACGCCGAUGCUAAAGACUUGGUUCAUUUCGUAAGUUGUCGAGUAGCCGCCGAUCCAAAUCAAAAGGAUAAUCCUAUCUACCCUUCAUUUUAUCAAAUGGAAAAUUCUUUGCGAACUUUUAUUUUGGAAAAUCGUUCUAAAUCAAAGUUGGCCCCGGUUCGAAAGUAUCUUGUAGGAUUGCUUUCAGAUUUAACAGGCAUAUGUGAUUACAAUUUAAAAUGUAUUGAUACAGAUGUGAGUUAUUUACACAACAGAAUCUCAGAUUUGUCUCCAAAGUUCCGAACUUCAAAGCAUCAGGAAUCGCAAGUUUAUCAGAAAGCUGAAGCUCUUGUAGAGUCCACUGUGCAAUCCAUUACCCAACAUGCACAUGUUCAACUAGAAACGGCAAUUGAAAACCUCAGUGCUUUCUCUAGUCUGAAAUAUUCUGGGUUUCUUUUUGCUUAUAAUUAUGGCGUUUCAGUUAGAAACGCUAUGCAGCAAUACCUCGAGGAAACGUUAUUAGAAUCGGAAGAGUUUGCUAGAAAAAGAACAAGUGAAACAGUUCAAUAUAUCCAGGAGAACAUGAAACAAAACUUCUCGGAUGCCCUAAUACCCGUUUUUCGCUCUCACCAAAUGUUUGUACGUCGCCAUCAAUUACAGCUACAAAAGCAUUUUCGCUUUGAGCUGGGUAUGUUGGACUUUAUCGAUCUGGACCUCACGGAGCGUCUAGGUACCUGGAGUGCAUCUGUCAGCACCAUACUUUUAGUAUUGGGUAAAACGACUCCAUCAUUUACAGUAUUCACAAGUCUGGUAGAAAAAUUUGGUCUUUCCUUCUUUAAUUUCUUUAAAACUAGAACCUUGCAAAAUUUGUUGAUCCCAGUUUUAGGACUGACUGGAAUCGCCGUCUUCGGUUAUGUGGUUUAUGAUAUUCCCAGAGCUUUACCAUUGAAGAUAUCUGAAAAAAUUAAAAACUCUCUAAGAGAGACAGAAUUCUCACAUAAUACAAGUUUAUGGAUUGGUACUGAAAGUCGAAAGGUUUUAAACGUUCCCUUGAAUGAUCUUCGCAACAUGUUUCAACAUCGAUGGGAAGAGCAGAAGGAGACCAUUGCAAGCACUGAAAAUGAGCUUAGGAUAUGUCAGAAGGCCCAUAAAUUUUUUAUUGAAAUGAACAAUCGUUUGCAGCAAACACAAAGAAAGACACUGACUGUUCAUUUAGAGGGUUGCGAGAUGAGUUACUAAUGAUAAAAGGAAAAGCUAAUGUUUACGGUUAUCCUAUCUAUUGAAGCUGUCAUAAUGCUAAUGCGAACUAAUCAUACAGGACACCGUACAAGGGUCUUAAACGAGAGCUUAUUCUUAUUGAAAAGCAAAUUUAUCAUUUUUGUUAUAUUCAGAAUCUUAAUA